Molecule: messenger RNA, 1110 nt
Organism: Mucor mucedo
Lineage: Eukaryota; Fungi; Mucoromycota; Mucoromycetes; Mucorales; Mucoraceae
Exons: 3
Coding region: 336-1004 (222 amino acids)
Biological process (GO): regulation of transcription by RNA polymerase II
Cellular component (GO): chromatin
Molecular function (GO): RNA polymerase II cis-regulatory region sequence-specific DNA binding; DNA-binding transcription factor activity, RNA polymerase II-specific
Source: RefSeq, a predicted model, not a curated record
AUUAUUUUUAAAAGAACGAAUUCCAUAAAUUACAAGUAUAGGAUUGACAGGCGUUUGGGCUCACGGAACAAAACGUCAUUUGACCUAAUAAUUUUUUUUUUUUUUUUUUUUUGGGUUUCCGCUCUAUUAUUGUGUCCAUUACCUACCUUUCGGGUUGAACUUUCUCCUUUAAAAACCUACUCACACCCUAUCAUUUUAUUAUUAAAAACUCCUUUUUUUGUGUGUGUAUAUACACUUUGGGCUAAAAUGGCGUUGUUAUUUAUAAUAUUUACCCAGACUCGCUCUCUUUCUCUCUCUUUCUUUCUCUUUUUCCUCACUUAAAAAAAAUUAUCCACAUGCAACAAAAACGAACAAGAAACUCAAGACCCAAGGUAUUUCAAUGCACUGGAUAUGGCGACUGCAAGAUGGUAUUCACCAGAAGUGAGCAUCUGGCACGUCAUCUCAGAAAACAUACAGGCGAGAAACCCUUUGUCUGCAUUGUACCUCUCUGUACUAAAGCAUUCAGCCGAUUUGAUAAUAUGAUGCAACACACGCAAACACACCGUAGUAAUAGCUACAACAUUAUUACAGCUAAAGAACGACAUCAUACGCGGGCAACUCGAGCCCAAGCUAAGAAGGAAGAGACGAAUGAAGAGAUAAAGAAACCAUUACAGAUCCAAACAACACACUCUGUAUCUUCUGGCCUGUUCUCACCUGUUUCACCACAAAGUAACACACCUUCACCCAACCCAAAGAAACGAGCUUAUUCAUACUCUUCCUGCUACUCUUCUGAUGAAGAAGGAUCUACAUCAAGCACCCAUACCAACACUAACACCCAUACCAACAACGUUACUAGCCGACGAAGAUUAUCGAUAGCCGAUUUAUGUAACCCUAUCAGUACAGGUCCCGUCUGUUUAACAAAGGACGAAUAUGAAGCUCUCGAAGGAAUUGGCCGUUUUCGACAUUCUCCUCCAGUGUUUUUCGACUCUUUGAAAGAUCUAGCCUCUCAAAACUUAUUCAGAUGAAUUUAUCUCUCUUUCUUUCUUUCUUUUUUUUUUCCCACUCUGAUAACUCUUUUUUUUUUUUCCCUUUUUCUUCAAAAAAAAAAAAUGUACAUAUUAUUUUCUUCCC